GAUGGCGAAGCGCUCGCUGCGGCGUCAGGCACGCUCCGUGGACGCUGUGUGAUUUUAUUGCGCGCUGCAGCACAACUCGCGUACUUGCACCGCUGGGGAGCGCCGACGAAGAGAAGACCGUUACACUGAGGACGCAUCAGUGGAAGGUUGGUGCGGCGUAAGACCUGCGUUCGAGGAGCAUCUAUUAUAGCGUAGCCUACUGCUUUUCCACCAGUACCUGCAAAUAGAAGGCCAGGUGGCUAGUGUAACACCUUCGAGCAGGCUUUCAACAGCGAGCUCCGAAAUUUCUUUGUAGAGAGUGGGAAUAAUUUUAUGCCACAGUGAGCAGAAGGGAGAAAGGAUACGAGAAAAUUGACAGUACGGUAAAGAAGAAGCUAAAAUUGUGGCGACGUGGAAGCGGAAGCGCAGCCGCCGCAGGCAGCAACUACGUGAGAAUGGACGAAUGCUCAAAGAUACAGGAAAUUACGCCCCAACGGGCUUCUGCCAGCGCUGGUUCCGCCCACAGCCCGACGCCGGCGCCGGCGCCGAGGCAGCCCUCGUGCACCAGUUCGCCCAGCUCUUCCGGGCCCCUCGUGUUCCCGACCUCCCCGCCACCUUCGUACGAGCACGUGCUGGCUGAGAACCGCAUGGCGGCGGCGCAGGCAGAGAGCUCUGCGGCCGCAGCAGCGGCAGCAUCGGCGGCGCAGCAGGAAGCAGGCACCCCCACGGGCAGGACGGAGAUUCUCCACAAGUCCAGUAAGGAGUUGUACCGCGCCGUCGCCGCGCAGUGGGGCAUCACCUGCAAGAUGAGUGACCACUGCCGCUGCCUCGACUGCCAGAGCCGAUACUUCGACUGUGAAUAUGACCAGAAUGAGCAAGAGAAAACUGAUGGAGGGCUUAGUGCUGGAACCCCAAUGUUCAUCUCUGAAGUCAUCCACGGAACAGCCUGCAGCAUUCUUUGAAUGCAUUUUCAUUGCAGAAAGGCCUAAAAUAUCAAAAAGUAAUAUAAAAAUUUAAAAAUAAUAAAUUUAAAAAUAUGUCAAUUGAACUGCUUAUAUAUGAAAUGCAGUAAUGUAAUACAUAAUCUGCUUCAUUGUUUUAACUAUAUCAUGAAGGACAAGUUCCACUAUAUUUUAUUCUUUAUAUGGAUGUGUUUUAUUGUAGCUAAUAUGACAUAUUAUGACAGCAAUACUGGUAGACACAAUAUCAAAAUUAUAUCUGGAGUUUUUCAGAGCUGUAAUUUUACACAGUUUUUCUUUGAAGUCUGGCAUUCGAAAAUGUAAUGUAGGGGGGUGUUGGAAGACACCCUCACACAAGCCACCAACUAAUUAUACAUAAUCUAUCAGUUUCUCAUCAUAUAAAAAAUUAAUAUAGCUUUUACAUUCAACAAAGGUAAUAAUGAAUGCAGACAGCAUAUCUUAAAUUCAUAAAUUGCAGACAGUCUUUGUCUGAAUACUAGUUAAUCUUAUAUGGUGAAUACCAGUAACAAGCUGUCAGUCAUGCUUUUCUAAAUAUGUGUUCUAUGUUAACAGUGGCUAUAUCUAUAGAAACUUUGUAUGUUAUGUAUGUAAUCAUAAAAUCUCAGAUGUUGUAAGGAAACGUAAAAUAUCCAGUAAAGUCAAAAUUUGCAGAUAUGAUGUAAGUGAUAUGAUAUAUUACGACUAUAUAUUAAGUGCCAUGUAUUUUAUAUAUGUCUACAAAUCUGAACAAGAACAAUAUUAUCACCAAUUUGUUGUGAAAUCAGACAGACAAUUAUUUCACUCAUUUCAUAUUCUCUGGAAAAAAGUACAGACACACAAUGGUUUCACUCAUUUAAUAUUCUUCAUAAAAAGGUAUAUGAACCAAAGCAACAUAUUUUCUGUUGCAGUCAGUUAAGUUUCAUUAAGACAAAGGUUGUCAUUCUUCCCUCAAAUGAUGGCAUGGGUAGUAACAUUACUUAUUUAUAAUUCAGAGAUGGCAACAAUGAGUGAAAAAAACAUUGGUGAAUGUUGUUUGCUCUGUGGUUAUUAUGCAGAGAUAUUAGUCAUGAUGUUCAGCCAAAAUCUCUUUAAAAUGUUACUACUUUUUAGUUUAUUAGAGAAAAUAAAGACAGUUCAUGUCACUGUAAAAAUAGUGCAGUAAUCUUUCAAAUGAUUUAGUAUAUAUCAUACAUGUGUAGAUUACUAAAUGGUACUAUGUAUUUAUCCAGACAUUUACUGUGUGUAUCUUUUCCUGCUUUGGAUGUUGAUGUUGAUAUUGAUAUUGGGCUCACAAAAUGUUUGCAGUAAAUGACUGCAUUAUUGAAGUGGCACAACACUUUAUCUGACCUAUAUGGUAAUCAUUGAUGUGCUGCCUCUGACUUCUGUAGUGUGUAGUCUGUAAUAUAUAAGAUAUACAAAAUUCUGAAAGCUCUAUAAUAUCUUUUCUAAGGUGGAAAUUGUAACUAAGAUCUGCAAUUUAUAAAAAUAUAUGUGUUGUUUAUACAGGAUGAUCAGAAACUUUCUGAAAAGCUUGUAAGGGUCUUGUAGGAAAGGUUGUGCUAAGAAAUAAUCGUUAAAAAAUUGGAGUUAAUGAGCAUUGAAAUUAGCCAGUCAGACCAUUGUGUGUGCAAAUACAAGUGGCCCACCAGAUACAAUUAGUUUCAGUUGUUCUCCUAGUGGAGGCAACGGCACAUGAGACUGUUCAGCCUUUGGAGCAGUUUUGAUCCACAUUACCAUUCCAUGUCCAAUCAUUGUAAAACUCUCUUUUUCAGUUUGAGGAAACAAAAUUAAGAACACAUUUAAUGGCACUUUUUCUGAUGGGCCACUUGAAUUUGCAUCUGAAACGGUCUAACUGGCUAAUUAAAUCAGAAAUGGUGCAACUUACUAAAUUUUUUUCUCAACAAUUAUUUCUCAGCACAACCUAUCCUGCAAAACCCUUACAAGCUUUUCAGACUGUUUGUGGCCGCCCUGUAUAUGUAUUUAGUGUACUGAAAACGUGGAAAAUCGUAGUUUAUAAUUAUUAUACUAUUUUGAUUUAGUUUGAUAAUUUAUCAUGAAGGGUAUUUGUAAUGUGAACCAAAGUAGUAGCUAUAAAUUGAAUACACAUACCCAUUCUGCAUUCUAUUUUACAACUCUGCUUAAAAGAAAAUGAAAGAAAGAAAUUUUGGAGUGACAGAGCAGCCAGUACAGAUAAAGAGCUUUUAAACAUGAGAGAAGAGUUGAUUUACAAACAGUGAUUAACUACAAAAUUUAUCAUAUACUGUCAGCUACAUUCAGAUGUAGAACUGUUGUACUCCAAAAAAAUACAGAAUAGGUGACUCAUUUAAAACCUCUAACUCCUAUAGUUUUGCAGCUGGUGAUUUUAGUAUUGGUCUGUCUAAAUUUAACAUGCAAAACAACAUGCACUAUAAAUACUAACAAUGUACUGAAAAAAUGAAGGAAAUGCAUAUAACAAAUAAAUCAUUUGUUAAAAUGUAGCUUUUAUUAUUUCAAUACAUUGCAACUGUAAGUAACAAGUACAUAAAAAUCAUAGAUCUGAAUUUAAACUUAACUACAAUUUCAAGAUAUAAAACUGCAUUCACCUGAAAUAUUAACUAUUUUUCACAUCUAAAAUAAAUAUAUGGCAGUUUUUGUAAGUGAGAUUCCCUUACCAGGUAAUACUUCACAGUUGUUCAUAAUAGUAAACAUUUGUCUAUGAAAUGAACUUUUCAGGUAAAGUCUUUUUUAAUAUUCAUAUCAAAUUUCAACAAUAAUAUUUUUUAUUCAUAUCCUAAGAUUUUUCAUUGAAAACACACAAAGAACAUAUCUCAAAGGUAUCUGUGAAGAUCAUUAUAAGUAUCACGUUUGGAUCUGUUUUCAUUUACAGGAUGUGAUUAACUUUAACCACAGAAAGAUAUUUCUUAAUAACCAAAAAAGUAGCUGCAGUUGAAGGAAUUGGACACUAAUCGAAAAUUUCACUUAAUAGUGCAUUAGAAAUAUGUUAAAUCAUUUCUUUAAGUACCAUACUUUCUAAAGAUAUAUUUAAAAUAUUCGUAAAAUGUGAGUAGGUGCUCUGCCUAUAAUGGCAAGGAGUAUCAUUACAUAUAAUAUCAAUACAUGAAAUUAUAUUUCUUAGCACUCAUUGAUAUCUUAUUGACCAUCAGAUUGUUGGUGCUACAAGAGUACUAAAGCCAACCUGCAGUAAUCACAUAAUAUGUCUUGUGUUAAUAAAGGGAACACGCUUCUCUCUACCUCUAUUGAACUGACUAAUUCUGAAGACAGUUUCAUGAAAUAUUAACAUACAAAAAUGAGUUGCUUGUGUAUAUCACUAUGCAUAAACAAGUGGUUCAGUUACAGAAUGUCUAUUGUAACUAACUAUUCUUUCGUUAUGGAUGAUCGUUUUUUUAUUGUCCUCUGAUGACUGAAAAUGUGUUCCCCUUGUUUUUUUCGUAAUUUACUUAA
Molecule: messenger RNA, 4379 nt
Organism: Schistocerca serialis cubense
Lineage: Eukaryota; Metazoa; Arthropoda; Insecta; Orthoptera; Acrididae
Exons: 4
Coding region: 435-941 (168 amino acids)
Source: RefSeq, a predicted model, not a curated record